AUGUCUCCAAACCGCAACAGCCCCGUUCAGACUGAGAUGGCUGUGGCAGUUUUCAAGAGCCCACUUAGCGGCAUGGAGUGCCGUGGGCCAAAUCGAGCAGACAUCAAACAAACUGGAAGAAGGCGAGUUUUCGUGCAAACCGAGACUGGUUGUGUCUUGGGCAUGGAGCUCGACAGGAGUGACAAUGCUCACACCGUGAAGAGAAGAUUACAGCUGGCACUCAAUUUCCCGAUCGAGGAGAGUUCCUUAACUUUCGGCGAUAUGAUCCUCAAAAAUGACCUAAGUGCCGUUCGAAAAGGUUCCCCUCUCCUCUUGACCCGAAACCUGAUCCACCGUAGCUCAUCGACCCCCUGCCUGUCCCCUAUGGGUCCGGAUGUCCAUCAGAAGGAGCAAGGUGGGCUGAUCGAGAUACUGGGCCACUCGGCCCGUUUCGCCAAGACCAAACAGAUUGUGAAAAAGAUUGUCAAAGCGCCCGGCUUGAAACCUUCAGUUAGGGUCGGGGAGACUGGGUUUCGUGAGGUGGCUGCUUAUCUUCUCGAUUAUGACCAUUUCGCGAAUGUCCCUCCCACUGCCCUCGUGAAGAUCACUCACCCGAUCUUCAACUUGAAUGACGGCUUGAACGGGAAGAAUUCCAAGCCGCAAAACAGAAAUCGAGUCUUUAGCAAGAUUGCAUCUUUUCAGCAGUUCAUCCCGCACGGUUUCGAUGCGAGUGAUUACGGGACAUCGUGUUUUCCCGUUUCAUCUGUACACCGGAUCGGGAUUCUCGACGUAAGGAUUCUUAACACGGAUAGGCAUGCAGGGAAUCUUUUGGUCAGGAAGCUCAACGGGGAAGGGCAGUUUGGUCAAUUUGAGCUUAUCCCGAUCGAUCACGGGCUCUGCCUGCCCGAGACCUUAGAGGACCCUUACUUCGAGUGGAUCCACUGGCCCCAAGCUUCAAUCCCGUUCUCGGACGAUGAGCUUGAAUACAUAAAAAAUCUCGACCCGGCUCGCGACUCGGAUAUGCUGAGGAGCGAGCUCCCCAUGAUUAGAGACGCUUGUCUGCGUGUAUUGUUCCUCUGCACUGUUUUCUUGAAAGAAGCCGCGUCUAACGGGCUUUGUCUUGCUGAGAUUGGGGAGAUGAUGAGCCGGGAGUUUAAAAGUGGGGAGGAGGAACCGAGCGAGCUCGAGGUUAUAUGCCUCGAGGCGCGAAGGCUUGCUGCUGAGGAGAUUUUAUAUUCUACUAACAAGGUUGGAGCUGAAUUUGAUGAUGACAAUUUUCAGUUUGACAUAGACUGUUGUGAGGAUAAUAUCAAUGGGUAUGAUGAGUUGGCACCGAAAAUGGUUACCGAUGAGUCUUUUACGUCAAUGCCCUUCCAGAUUGGAUUGGGGAGUGUGAAUGGGCGUUUUACUCCACUUUCCCGACUAGAGGAGACUGUUGAAGAGGAGGAUGAUAGUGAAGAAGUAGAAGAUGAGGAAAACGGGCUGACUAGCAGUCGUACCGUGGUUAAGAGUCGAAAUGCAGUUUCGAAGCUUUCUGUGUCUUUGAAAAAUACUGGCUUAGUCGAGAGGACUCAAAAAUCAGGAAAGUUGUUUUCUGUUGCAAAGGUGAAUAACGGGUAUCUCACGAACUCAUCAGCCAGCCACACGAGCGCGAACGAACAGCUCCUGGCAAGCGCGAGUUUUGUGAAGCUGGCUGAUAUGAACGAAGACGAGUGGACCCUUUUCGUGGAGAAGUUUCAGGAGCUGGUUGGUCCGGUUUUUGAGAAGCGGAAGUUGGUGAGUUUCGGUCAGAAGCAGAGGCAGAGGCUCGGAACUUCUUGCAAGUUUUGA
Molecule: messenger RNA, 1809 nt
Organism: Striga hermonthica
Lineage: Eukaryota; Viridiplantae; Streptophyta; Magnoliopsida; Lamiales; Orobanchaceae
Source: the annotation of a GenBank genome assembly